Messenger RNA from Scatophagus argus, 2017 nucleotides. RefSeq names its product kelch domain containing 8A (gene klhdc8a). NCBI's taxonomy places the organism in Eukaryota, Metazoa, Chordata, Actinopteri, Scatophagidae. The record is from RefSeq and is a predicted model, not a curated record. The coding region runs from base 872 to 1936 and encodes 354 amino acids. Gene Ontology annotation, molecular function: protein binding. The transcript has 9 exons.
UGGACAACUUGCUGCUUUGUCACCAGGACAGAAGUUAAUAAAAACGAUCUCAUUCUCGACUCCAUAUAACCCCAUGGAUUCCUGUAAUAUAUCAAAUAUUUAUAGGCCUGCUGUAACCUGAAAUCAACUUAAAGUCCUAAACACCCACUUCACGACAUAUCUCUCUCAGUUCAAACAGAAUAGUGUCAGUGGGCUCCCCUUUACCAAAUAUAGGUUAUCACAACACACAGACGCUCUCUCCCUCUCUCUCCGGAUUGUACCAUCGCAGGGAUGAAUUUUAACUUGUGCGAUGAAAGCCGGAGAUGAAUACUUCAUCUCUGACCCACAUAAUGGCGAUAUAUCAGGCUCGGUAAGCGGAGCUCGGUCGUGUUACAGUCCGCUCCUCCGCUGUUCGCUCCCGGCGUGGCGGGAGCUGUUAGCGGCGCGCCUUCGCCUCGCCUCCCAUCUUGCCUGGAUCCGACUUCUGUCUCCAUCUGGCUUCCAGGAAGGAAGACGAGAGGAAGGAGAAGGAGAAGCGGCACACACCGGGAGAGAGGGCGACGGAAACGGAAAAAGUAACUGAAUUGUAGUGCUGAGAAAACAUUCAAGGUUUCCUUCCUGGGAUUCCAACCUGAAGGGCCCUGCUAGAGGCGGCGGAGAAUCCCCAGGAGAGGCGAGUUCAGCCUGGCCUUUAACGGAUCUGUCACUCCCACCGCUCAACUUCGCUUCACCUCUCCAAUAACUAACCUCCCCCUCAUCCUGGGGCCUUGGCUCCAGUCUCCCGGCUUUCCCACACCUCCACCUUCUCAGCUCCUCCUGAUCAAUCCUCCAUUAAAUCUUUCCUUACUCUGGCCCUCCUACCCCUCCGUCAUCCCGUCAGCCUCGGUGAGCUAUGGCGGUACCUUCAGCCCAUGAGUUUCACUGGCAGAGUCUGGCACCGCUGCCCAGCGGCCGUGUCUACCACAGUCUGUCUGAGGUGGGGGGGCAGAUGUACAUGCUGGGAGGCUGCGACGCUGCAGGGAGGCCCUGCCCCGCCCUGGAGCUCUACUCUCCUGAGGGCGACCGGUGGAUAAGCUUGCCCCCCAUGCCCACCCCUCGUGCUGGUGCAGCUGUUGCAGUGCUGGGAAAACAAAUCCUGGUGGUGGGAGGGGUUGGUGAGGACCAGAGCCCCUUGAAGGUGGUGGAGAUGUAUAACACAGAGGAAGGGAAGUGGAGGAAGAGGAGCGCAUUGCGGGAGGCCCUGAUGGGGGUAUCCAUCACUGUGAAAGAUGGCCGGGCUCUGGCAGUCGGGGGAAUGGGUGCUGACCUGCUCCCUCGUAGCAUCCUGCAGCAGUACGACCUUCGAAAGGACUUGUGGGCGCUACUUCCUCCCAUGCCGACCCCACGCUAUGAUGCCAACACACAUCUCCUGGCCAACAAGCUCUACGUGGCAGGCGGUCGUCAGUGUAAGCGACCAGUGAAGGCCUUCGAGGUGUAUGACGCAGAGACACGUUCUUGGACCACGCUACCCAUGAUGCCUUGUAAACGUUCGUAUGGGGGCGUGAUAUGGGACACAAACGGGAGGCUGUGUCUGCUCGGUGGACUGAGGCAAGGAGGAGGACACCAGAGCUCCAAGUUUACCAAGAAUGUCAACAUUUUUGACACCAGCCAAGGAACCUGGUUGAAGUCGGAGGAGACGGUGGCGAUGAAAACAAAGAGAGCUGACUUUGCUGCUGCCUUCCUGCGUGGCCGGAUGGUAGUAGCUGGAGGACUUGGUCAUGAGCCCUCAGCCCUGGACACAGUGGAGGCCUUUCAUCCUCAGAGAAAGAAGUGGGAGAGGUUGGCUCCCAUGACCUUCCCCCGAUGCUCCACUUCCUCCAUCGUCAUCAGGGACCGCCUCCUGGUGGUGGGAGGAGUCAACCAGGUUCCCAGCUCGGCUCACGAGAUCCUGUACGUAAAAGAGGAAGAGUAUCUGUAGCCUGAAGUAAGAGCAGCACACCAGUGGUUCCACUUCCUCCCUCCCCUGUGCGACCCUCCUGGAUCAGACUGUGGUGCAAUA